CAUGACUGCAACAGCCGCGGGACCUCAGGAUCGGUUGACUUAGCCGCAGUGCCAGCCUGGUGCUUUCUAAGUCGGUCCUGGAAGCACCAUGGAGCGGGGCACGGAGCAAGAAGCUGGGCCGUCAGAUCCCAUCCCGCCCAGCUUGGGAUCGCGGUUUCCGGGCGGCUUCAGCUCUGCUGAAGCCUUGACGGCGCUGGGCGCUAUCGGACGGCGAAUGCUGUGGCUGCUGCCCGUGUAUCUGGCCGGCCGGGCGGGGCUCAGCGUGGGCUUCGUGGUGGCUGGCGUGGCCCUUUACAUGGGCUGGCGGAGCCGGCGGCUGAGCAAGGAGCGGUCGUUGCAGACGGCUGGACAGAUCCUGGGCGAUGAAGAGGUGACGGUGAGGAGCGCCGUGGAUCUGGGCCGAAGCCUGGGUCAGAACGAGCUGCCCGCCUGGGUCAGUUUUCCAGAUGUUGAGAAAGCUGAAUGGCUCAAUAAGAUUCUGGCCCAGGCUUGGCCCUUCUUUGGCCAAUACAUGGAGAAGCUUUUGGUAGAAAAUAUUGCCCCAAAUAUACGGACUUCUAACACCCAUUUGCAGACCUUCACCUUCACCAAGAUUGACAUGGGAGAAAAGCCCCUCAAAGUCAUUGGAGUCAAAGUCCACACAGGCACGAACAAGAAGCAAAUCUUGCUGGACUUGAACAUUAGCUACGUGGGUGAUGUCCAGAUUGACGUGGAAGUGAAGAAAUUUUUCUGCAAGGCUGGAGUGAAAGGCAUGCAGUUACAUGGCAUGUUGAGAGUCAUUCUGGAACCCCUCAUCGGAGACGUCCCAAUCGUCGGAGCUCUUACCCUGUUUUUCAUUCGUCGGCCAACUUUGGACAUUAAUUGGACAGGAAUGACCAAUCUAUUGGAUAUCCCUGGACUGAGCUCACUGUCUGACACAAUGAUCAUGGAUUCCAUUGCCUCUUUCUUGGUUCUCCCCAACCGCUUGCUCAUCCCACUCAUCCCUGAUCUCCAUGAAGCAGCUGAACUCCGUUGCCCAAUUCCCAGGGGCAUUGUCCGUGUGUAUCUAAUGGAGGCUAAGAACGUGCAGUCCAAGGAUAAGUAUAUUAAAGGGAUGAUUGAGGGCAAGUCAGAUCCAUAUGCCAUUGUGCGUGUUGGAACCCAGGUCUUCACCAGCAAAGUCAUUGAUGAGGACCUCAAUCCCAAGUGGAAUGAAAUGUAUGAGUUUGUUGUGCACGAGGUACCAGGGCAGGAACUGGAGGUGGAGCUGUUUGACAAAGAUCCCGAUCAGGAUGACUUCUUGGGCAGGAUGAAGCUGGACUUUGGGGAGGUGUUCAGAGCUCGUGUGUUAGAGGAGUGGUUCCCGUUACAAGAUGGGGGCCAGGCGCGUGUGCAUUUACGGAUGGAAUGGCAUACACCCAUGUCAGAUGUUUCCAUGUUGGAUCAGGUUCUUCAGUGGAACAAAACUAUCUCCACAAAGCCAGAUCCUCCGUCAGCAGCCAUCUUGGUGAUAUAUUUAGACAGAGCACAAGACUUACCACUGAAGAAAUCUAGUAAGGAGCCUAAUCCUAUGGUCCAGCUAUCAGUUCAGGAUGUCACUCGGGAGAGCCGG
Messenger RNA from Thamnophis sirtalis, 1591 nucleotides. NCBI's taxonomy places the organism in Eukaryota, Metazoa, Chordata, Lepidosauria, Squamata, Natricidae. The record is from RefSeq and is a predicted model, not a curated record.